AUGUCCUUCAAAGCUCCUUAUCCUCCGUACGAUCCACUAGACAAAGCAGGAUACGACACAGUUAUCCGACGAUGGCCCAUUAUCAUAACAUCCAUUAUAGACGAACUACACAACGCCUGCCAUUUCAUGUCCCUAGAACUGGUGGAUGUCAAGGACGAAACCAAGAAGAAGGAACUAGAGGAUAAGGUUGCGGAGGGCAACCAGAUCAUCGGAAAGAUCAGUAAACUCAAGUACGAAAUGGCUCGGGAUCGCGCUUUGGAACCUAUACCGGAUGACGGUGAACCGCUGCAGGAGAUUUAUAACAAGGAGCUGGAGGCUUUGGCGUCCGAGUCGAAGAAUACUUGGUUCACGGCUCCUUGGUUGUAUGCCGAAUGUUACCUAUAUCGCCUUCUGCGAUCCUACUUUGCCCUGACGAAGCAUUGGAAAGCCUAUGAUCCCUUCUUCUCCAACAAAACGAAGACCUUCAAGCAUUCCGGGUCGUCCGUUUUCAGUCCCUCACCACUUUCCCUGACAUCCACAGAACUCGCUACCACUGUCCACGAACUAGAGAAGAACAAGUCUGAACUAGAGAAUGACCCUUCGAAGAUAGAAGUCAUCUUUAAAGAGAUGAUCCAGAUGUGCCUCUGGGGAAAUGCGACAGACUUGUCCCUGCUAACUCACCUCACUGAAGACGACAUCAAGAACCUGCAGACCGUGGAGAAGGAUGCACAGGCCGCUCGUUCCAAGUUCAUUCUCAAAGACGAUCAGGAUGAAGUUUGGAACCACGUUAAAGGCCUGGAUAAAGCACGAGUGGACUUUGUCCUGGAUAACUCUGGAUUCGAACUCUUCACCGACCUGGUGUUUGCGGACUUCUUGGUGACCUACACUCCCUAUGUCAGCAAGGUCGUUUUCCACCCUAAGCUGAUCCCAUGGUUCGUCUCCGACGUCCUCCCCAUCGACUUUGUGACAAUCAUCGACCAACUCCUCGACCCUGCAUUCUUCUCCGACGUCGCCGAGCAGGACACAUCUCUCCUCGUCAGCGAACAAGUCAAGGGCAUGGCUUCGCGCUGGAAAUCCUACGUCGAGAGUGGCGUAUUCGAGUUGUCUGUACCUCUAGAUACACCGAUCGGCGCCGACGCGAAGGCAGGUGAAUUCUGGACGACACCUUAUCCUUACUGGAAUCUGCACGAGCAUGAUCCUGCAUUGUUUGAAUCUCUCAAGAAGAGUGGAUUGGUUAUUUUCAAGGGUGACCUCAAGUUGACCGGAGACGUGAAGUGGCCUUCCUGGACACCGUUCCCAGAGGCCAUCGGGCCCCUUGCGGGUGCUUUCCCUCUGCUCAGCUUGCGAACCAACAAGGCGGAUGUAGCGGUUGGCGUGCCCAAGGAGGUCGCCGAACAGCUCGAUCAGCAAGGAGAAAAGUGGCGGGUGGAUGGACGAUACGCCCUAAUCUCCUUCGUGCCACCUGCAAGUUCAUAG
Molecule: messenger RNA, 1455 nt
Organism: Coprinopsis cinerea okayama7#130
Lineage: Eukaryota; Fungi; Basidiomycota; Agaricomycetes; Agaricales; Psathyrellaceae
Product: DUF89 domain-containing protein
Exons: 10
Coding region: 1-1455 (484 amino acids)
Biological process (GO): DNA damage response
Cellular component (GO): cytoplasm; nucleus
Molecular function (GO): phosphatase activity
Source: RefSeq, a predicted model, not a curated record